Ostrinia nubilalis (European corn borer) is the source of this 3684-nucleotide messenger RNA. RefSeq lists its product as uncharacterized. NCBI's taxonomy places the organism in Eukaryota, Metazoa, Arthropoda, Insecta, Lepidoptera, Crambidae. Gene Ontology annotation, molecular function: nucleic acid binding. The transcript has a single exon. The record is from RefSeq and is a predicted model, not a curated record. The coding region runs from base 1 to 3684 and encodes 1227 amino acids. Gene Ontology annotation, biological process: DNA integration.
AUGGCGGUCAACAUAGACGGACCGAAGUCACCGCUGCACAUCGUUAGUGCUGGUGGCCAUUCAGUCAUUGACCGGGGAUCGAGAAGCGUCAGAGUGGAGUUACGUGGGCCUAACAACAAAAGCCACACGCUUACUAUGCGCACGAUCAACGCAAUCAAAUUGCCGCCACAAACCAUACCGGAGGAAGCGAUAAGCCGAUGCAAGCAUUUACGAGGUCUGGGCUGCACCGCGAUGAAGAGCGCUGAGCCUCUGUUGUUGAUCGGACAGGACAACUGGGAGCUUAUCGUUGGAGGCGAUGUCCGAAGAGGAAAGUCCGGACAGCCGGUGGCAUCCCUCACUCAAUUAGGGUGGGUGUUACACGGUCCAAUUGGAAAAAUGGGAAACACUGAAUCCGUCAACCACGUUUCCGACUUAAACGAAUUGGUCAAACAGCAAUUCGAAUUGGAUUCAAUUGGAAUCACAGAAGUGAAGCGCAAUAAUCUUGAGGACGUCAGGGCUACAACAAUUCUCGAGAAUACUGCGAAGUUCACCGACAAGGGAUGGGAAAUCGGUCUUCUGUGGAAAAAAGAUGACGUUGACUUACCUGACAACUACAGAGACGCCGAGAAAAGAUUGCGUGGGAUCGAAAAGAAAAUGGACCGCCAUCCAGAGUUCGCCGAGUCAUACACUGCUCAAGUGAAUCGAUUAGUGGAACGAGGGUACGCUAAGAAGAUUGACGAACCCAUCAGCACAUCGGUUACUUGGUACCUUCCUCACUUCGGCGUGACCAACGUGAAUAAACCUGGGAAACUGAGGCUGGUUUUCGAUGCUGCCGCCACAUACAAAGGCACAUCGCUCAACGAUAACCUACUUAGCGGUCCAGAUCUACUCAACCCGAUGCUGUCAGUACUGUUCAAGUUCCGAUCGAAGCCAGUAGCAGUCACUGCAGACAUAGAGGACAUGUUCCUACGUAUAAAGAUCACGGAAAAAGAUCAGGGAGCACAAUUAUUCCUUUGGAGAGGCAUGGAUAGAGAACGACAACCCGACAUCUUCGUGAUGGAUUCAAUGAUAUUCGGUGCCGCGUCUUCGCCUACGUCCGCUAUCUUCGUGCUGAACAAGAACGCCGACAUGUUCAAAGGUACAUACCCGGAAGCAGUUGAAGCAAUAAAGAAACAUCACUACAUGGAUGAUUACAUCGACAGCGCGGACGACGUAGACACUGCACUGAAGCUCAUCGCAGAAAUUACCGAAAUCCAUCGCCAUGGUAACUUCAACAUCAGGGGGUGGUCGACAAACAAUAACGAACUCCGAGAGAAACUACCAAGCGUCGUUGAGAGUGUCAGUUUGUCGAAACUUGGAGGAGAAACCGAACGAACCCUUGGCCUCAUAUGGAUAACAAGCGAAGACACCCUUGCGUUUGACCUGUCAUUCAAGAAGCUACGUUCCGAAAUGGUGAAUGGCGAUGAAGUGCCCACGAAGAGAGAGUUUCUGCGCUACAUAAUGAGUCUCUUUGACCCACUGGGACUCAUUUGCCCGCUGUCAAUUGGCUCCAGGAUUCUUAUGCAAAAGAUAUGGCGAGCGGGAACGCAAUGGGACGAAGUUCUGAACGAAGACUGUUUCCGUGACUGGAGCAAGUGGUUGAGUGACCUGCGACAAUUGCAAGAUCUUAAGAUACCGCGAUGGUACGGACUGAGGUCUCGGGCUGUAGAAUUACACGUGUUCGGAGAUGCAAGCGAGAAAGCAUACUCAGCCGUCGCGUACUUCGUGGAUGAAUGUAGAAACGUCGCGCUCGUAGCGGGAAAAGCGAGAGUCGCACCCAUCAAGAUAGUUUCAAUGCCGAGGCUCGAGCUACAAGCCGCGGUACUAGUCUGUCGAUUGGCCGAGACAGUAAAAAAGGAUAGCGACUUCGACAUCAUAAAAACGACGUUGUGGAGCGACUCGAAGACAACGUUGUUUUGGAUAAGGUCGAACCCGAGGGAGUACAAACCUUUCGUCGCACAUCGACUUGCUGAGAUCGACAGAAAAUCGAACAUAGACGAUUGGCGCUGGGUUCCGACUGCAGAAAAUCCAGCAGACGAAGCCACUCGUGCGGGAUGGUCGCAAGAUAAGUCCAUCUGGUUUAGUGGGCCGGCAUUCCUGCGCAAACCACAAGAGGGAUGGCCUAUGGAAGCUGCUGCUGAAUGCACUCCUGACGCAAACAUCGAGCUUCGAGCGACGCCAGUUUGCGUGACAGCGGAAGCCCUGGAGCCGACGAUAGAUGUCACGAGGUUUUCUUCGUGGACACGCGCCGUACGUACUACUGCGCGUGUACUAGCGUGGCUGCGCCGACCGAAGACGAAGACCUGCUCUAUCACAGGAGAAUUGAUCGAUGAAGCGGAGACCUACUUGAUCAAACAGUCGCAAAAGACGGCAUUUUCAUUGGACCUGAAAAAGAUCAAGAUAGGCGAGCCAUUACCUUCGCAGAGCUGCCUGAAGAAUUUGGACCCAAUGCUCGAUGAAGACGAACUGCUACGCGUAAGGGGAAGGCUGGGGACUGCUGAUAUUCCCUACGAAGAACGCCACCCCAUCAUUCUGGACGGCCGAGAUCGAACUACCGAGCUACUGGUACAGCAUUACCACUGCCGAAGCCUUCACGCUAAUAACGAGACUGUGGUAAAUUUGCUCCGUGAAAAGUUCUGGAUCAUCAAGCUGCGGCCGACAGUAAAACGAGUGGCGCAGAACUGCCAACUUUGCCGUGUGCGGAAAGCACGCCCAACACCGCCAAAGAUGGGAGACCUUCCACCAGCAAGGAUGAUGCAUCACAGGCGGGCCUUCACUCACUGCGGCAUCGAUUAUUUCGGACCCAUGGAGGUUACUAUCGGGAGAAGGCGAGAGAAACGCUGGGGUGUGGUCCUGACAUGCUUAACCACGCGGGCCAUUCACUUGGAGAUCGCCGCAUCACUCAGCGCUGACUCAGCAGUCAUGGCACUGCGAAGGUUUAUCGCUCGUCGAGGUCAACCAGAGGUGAUGUAUAGCGACCGAGGAACGAACUUCGUAGGCGCCGACCGCGAACUGAAAACCGCGUUUAAAAAUUUGGAUCGACAACUCGAAGAAGAAGCAACCACGAAGGGCAUCCAGUGGAGCUUCAUCUCGCCGGCAUCACCACACAUGGGCGGGUGCUGGGAAAGGCUCGUUCGUUCCACGAAGGCCGCGUUAAAAGCCACCCUGAAGGAGCGAGCCCCAAAAGAAGAGGUCCUGCAAACGGUGCUAGCGGAAAUAGAAGCCAUAAUCAACAGCCGUCCGUUGACGCACGUGGCUGUUGACCCGAGAGAUCCAGUGGCGCUUACACCUAACCACCUGCUGCUGGGAACCGCCUCAAAUGCGACGCGUCUGGGAAACUUCGUCAAGACCGACUUGUGCAGUCGUAAACAGUGGAGAAUUUCUCAGGCGCUGGCUGAUAUCUUUUGGGCACGGUGGCUAAAGGAAUAUCUGCCUACGUUGCAACCACGCCAGAAGUGGACGGAAGCAGUACCACCGCUUCAGCCAGGCGACGUCGUGAUCGUCGUGGACGGUGCUCUACCCCGCAACGUGUGGCCGCGCGGGAUAAUAGAAAAGGUGUACCCUGGCGCGGACGGGCAGGUUCGAGUCGCGGACGUGCGGACUUCCCAUGGAGUGCUACGGCGACCAGCUACAAAGAUCGCGGUUCUACCUACGUCAAAUAUGUAA